This is a messenger RNA of Agrilus planipennis (emerald ash borer), 2172 nucleotides long. Its product is annotated as amino acid transporter AVT1H-like. The transcript has 9 exons. Gene Ontology annotation, cellular component: vacuolar membrane. Gene Ontology annotation, molecular function: L-alanine transmembrane transporter activity; L-proline transmembrane transporter activity. The record is from RefSeq and is a predicted model, not a curated record. NCBI's taxonomy places the organism in Eukaryota, Metazoa, Arthropoda, Insecta, Coleoptera, Buprestidae. Gene Ontology annotation, biological process: amino acid transmembrane transport; L-alanine transport.
CUUCUCGACAAUGAAAAAAUGUAAACACAACUGUUUGCAACAGUUAUUGUCUUAUUUUGCAAAUUACCCACAAUGUGAUAAUAACUUGUAAUUAAAAAGGUGUUAUUUAACCUUUCACUACAGUGCAUUAUGUUUUAAAAGAGAAGUUAUAGUUCCUCCAAACAAAAACGAGAUAAAAAUGUUUACAGUUUGGUCAGCGAAAAUAAAUUGGUUUGGUUAUCUUAAUUAUACUACAUUAAAAAUUAACUUCCAAACAAAUCAGUUUUAUAGUCCAACUGUGUUUGUCGAUUGAUGAUUUUAUUGGUUUUUUGUUGAAAAGUUGUUUACCUAUUACGAAAUAAUUUAAUAUAACAAUGACGUUACAAUGCUGUGGAAGUAAUAACUUUUACUAAUUAUUGAUUGUAUUUAGAAGCAGCAGGAUCUUAGUUACGUUAAUACUGUGAUGAAUUUAUAUUUGUAAUCUGCUGGAAAACGUAGUGUAAGCAUGCCAAAUUAUAACUCCAUGGGAUCAAGAGAACCUAUAUGGACCCAAGUGGCUGAUCCUGAAGAUGGCUUAAGGGAUAUAGCUCAGGAAGAGAUUCAACAAAGUGAGAAUAUAUGUGGAAGUAGGAAAAAGCACAAUGGCAUAAAUACAUUUACAGCAACAGUAUUUAUUGCCGGAGAAAUGGCAGGAAGUGGUGUGUUGGCUCUACCAAGAGCUAUAGUUGAUGCAGGAUGGAUUGGUUUAAUCCUGCUAUUAGUUUUUUGCGGACUUGCCGCUUAUGGAGGGACAAGACUAGGCGAAUGUUGGGCUAUUUUGGAGGAAAGGUUCCAUGAGCAUCGUGGACGCUCAAGAAAUCCUUAUGCAACUAUUGCUCAAAGAGCUGUAGGCAAAUGGGGAAGGUAAGUUUUUUAAAAUUAUUAUUUUUUUUAAUUUGUAGGUGUAUGUAGUGCAAAUCAUAAUACUAUAAAUUAUCAAUUUUCUCAAAUUUAUUUAUAUUAUUUAUAUUUUCUNNAUAUCCUGAUCCUAAUAACUCCAUUUAUGUGGCUUGGGUCACCCAAAGAUUUUUGGGCCGUAGGAAUAUGUGCAACUUUAACAACUGCAAUUGCGUGUGUUUUAAUACUUACGCAAAUGAUGAUGGACGGCUUAAACAGAACCACCCCCGUGCCACAUAAAGUGCACGGUUUUCAUGAUUUUUUCCUGGCUUUCGGAGUACUACUAUUCGCAUUUGGUGGAGCUUCGACUUUUCCCACCAUCCAAAACGACAUGGCUGAUAGAAGUAAAUUUGCAACGAGUGUCACUUGUGCCUUUUCAGUAAUAUUAAUCCUGUACUUCCCCGUCAGUGCGGGAGGGUAUUUCGUUUACGGGGAUACGGUCGAUAUGAAUGUUAUCAGAUCAUUAUCAAAAACUGUUGUAGUAACAGCAGCAAAUAUCGCUAUGGCGAUUCAUCUGAUUUUGGCCUUCCUAAUCGUCAUUAAUCCCGUUUGUCAAGAAUUGGAGGAAUUCCUUAAAGUGCCUCAUUAUUAUCACUGGAAGCGGUGUAUAUUAAGAAGCGGAAUGGUAAUUGUUAUGCUUAUGGUUGGGGAAAGUAUUCCACAGUUUGGAAAAAUUCUGUCUUUAGUUGGAGGCUCGACUAUUACUUUAUUGACGUUUGUUUUUCCGCCUUACUUUUACAUAAAGUUGUGCAGCCAAAAGGAUCCUCUGUGGCCUAAAAGACAUAUUCCGGGUUAUUUAAAAGUUAUCCUAUGGGAAUUAAUUUUGAUAGGAAUAAUUGGUGGUUCAGCGUCGACUUACAGUGCAAUAAUUGACAUAUUUGGGGCAAAAGCAGUAAAUAAACCGUGUUACUGGCCUUGACUAUAAUAAGCUAAAGCAAAUUAUUUUAGACAAUUAGCUUUUUAUACAUUGUGAUAAAAGUCUUUUUAAUGUGAUAGACAUGUAAGAGAUUUUAAUUAAUAUUUUACAGGUAUAAAUGUUAUAGUUUAAUGAACUUUUUUACUGAAAACUUCGAUUACACAAUCACUGUUAUACAGUUAUUUGUUGUUUUUUAAGAACUGUUAUUUGAGCCACACUUUAAUCGAAAACGAUAUUACUUCUAGUGAAUAAAAUUAAUGUUUAUCUUGGAUAACAUUAAAACAACAAUAUUUGCACACGAUCAAAUGGCGAUAAAUAAAACAACGGGGUAUGAGAUUGUA